Molecule: messenger RNA, 846 nt
Organism: Pelobates fuscus (common spadefoot toad)
Lineage: Eukaryota; Metazoa; Chordata; Amphibia; Anura; Pelobatidae
Product: natural cytotoxicity triggering receptor 3 ligand 1-like
Exons: 4
Coding region: 1-846 (281 amino acids)
Cellular component (GO): plasma membrane
Source: RefSeq, a predicted model, not a curated record
AUGGUGACUCGUGGAGAAGAAACUAAGUUAAGUUGCAGUUUUGCACCCAGAGAGCCCCCUGUGAAAGGGGCAGUGUCAUGGCUUCGGGUAGAAUCCAGGGACAACGUCAGCUCUACCCAAGUCAUCAGUCUAAAAGGACGUUUCUCCCUGUCAUUCCCAAAGACGUUCCUCAGUGAAGGUGACGGAUCCUUAAUUAUCAGUAACGUGAGCUGGGAAGAUGGAGGCAUCUACAUCUGUAAGGUCCUAAUAUGGGAGAAAGAGCAAGAACAAGGAAACGGCACUCAACUGAUUGUGUACGCUCACCCUUCACACCCAGAGAUUUACCUGCAGGUGGCAACACAGACUGAACCGGAGCUGACCUUGGCAUGCAAGACAUCUGGGUAUUAUCCCCCGCCAGUCCAUAUUAGCUGGUAUAGUCGAGAGACGGCAUUACCAGCAUCUGAAGUACUGGAGAUUUGGGAGCCAGAGCAUGGUGUCUUCCACUGUACCCGUAACCUGAUUUUGCCCAGUAGCUUAAGGGCCAAUGUCAUUAACUUCAUGUGCAGCGUCCAACAUGUCUCCCUGUCUGAACCUCUGAGGAUCAACUAUACCUACAGCCCCAUAGAAUCAAGACUGACUGGAUACCAACUGGUUGAAUAUCUCAAUAUCAUGAAACUAUCUCUUCUGAUUGGUCUUACUCUAAGCAUGUUCUUUACAGAUACAUUUUUUUGGAUCCAGCCUCUCCGCGUCAUGCGACCAUCACUGCAACAGGAUUUCCUGAUUUCCAUAAACAGAGCUAGCUCGCUAGACGCUGCUGAUUGUUUAAAUAACAAUGACGCUUUGUGUGCCAAGCAAGCAUUUAGUUGA